ACGGGGCGGGGCGGCCGCGGCGCUCGCGGCCUGGCGACCUGGUUCCGCAGCGCCGGCCGCCUCGCCUGCCCCAUCGCGGCCCUGCUCGGCCCCAUGUACCGCGCGCUGUACGCCUUCCGCUCGGCGGAGCCCAACGCGCUGGCGUUCGCGGCAGGCGAGACCUUCCUGGUGCUGGAGCGCAGCAGCGCGCACUGGUGGCUGGCGGCGCGGGCGCGCAGUGGCGAGACGGGCUACGUGCCGCCCGCCUACCUGCGCCGCCUGCAGGGCCUGGAGCAGGAUGUCCUCCAAGCCAUUGACCGGGCCAUUGAGGCCGUGCACAAUGCGGCCAUGCGGGAUGGCGGCAAGUACAGCCUGGAGCAGCGCGGGGUCCUGCAGAAGCUAAUCUACCACCGGAAAGAGACUUUGUCCCGUAGGGGCCCCUCCGCCUCCAGCCCUGCAGCUAUGACCCCGUCCACCAGUGACCACCAUCUGGACGCCGCUGCAGCCAGGCAGCCCAAUGGGGUGUGUCGAGCUGGGUUCGAGCGGCAGCACAGCCUGCCCAGUUCUGAGUAUCUUGGGGCAGACGGAGGCCUCUACCAGAUCCCACCACAGCCUCGCCGAGCAGCACCCGCCACACCACCCCCACCUGUGAAGCGCCGAGAUCGUGAGGCCCUGGUGGCCUCGGGGAGUGGCGGCCGCAACACCACGCUCUCCGGGGGCAGUUCUGUGUCCAGUGGCUCCUCAGUCAGCAGCACGUCCCUAGACACGCUCUACACUGGCUCCAGCUCAUCUGAGCCAGGCCCCAGCUGCUCACCCACCCCCCCACCUGUGCCCCGACGAGGCACCCAUACCACUGUGUCCCAGGCUCAGCCCCCUCCCUCCAAGGUGCCAGCCGCUGAGUCCCCUACAGAGGAGGUAGCAGAUACAACCUCGGCCCCUGAUGAGCUGGAGGGCCUGGGUGCGCUGAGCCUCGGGACCACAGAGGAGAAGGCGGUGGCGGAGACAGCUGUGCCCAAGACCAUCGGGGCAGAGCUGAUGGAGCUCGUGCGGAGAAACACCGGCCUGAGCCACGAGCUAUGCCGCGUGGCCAUUGGCGUUGUGGUGGGCCACAUCCAGGCCUCCGUGCCAGCCAGCUCACCUGUCAUGGAGCAGGUCCUCCUCUCGCUGGUAGAAGGCAAGGACCUGAGCACUGCCCUGCCCUCAGGGCAGGUCUGCCAUGACCAGCAGCGGCUGGAGGUGAUCUUCACAGACCUGGCUCGGCGGAAGGAUGAUGCCCAGCAGCGCAGCUGGGCCCUGUACGAGGAUGAGGGUGUCAUCCGUUGCUACCUGGAGGAGCUGCUGCACAUUCUGACUGACGCAGACCCUGAAGUUUGCAAGAAAAUGUGCAAGAGAAACGAGUUUGAGUCGGUCUUGGCCUUGGUGGCCUACUACCAAAUGGAGCACCGGGUGUCACUGCGGCUGCUGCUGCUCAAGUGCUUUGGUGCCAUGUGCAGCCUGGACGCAGCCAUCAUCUCCACACUCGUGUCAUCUGUGCUGCCUGUGGAGCUGGCACGGGACAUGCAGACAGACACACAGGACCACCAGAAACUCUGUUAUUCCGCCCUCAUCCUGGCCAUGGUUUUCUCCAUGGGGGAGGCAGUGCCGUACGCGCACUAUGAGCACCUGGGCACACCCUUCGCCCAGUUUCUGCUGAGCAUCGUGGAGGACGGGCUGCCCUUGGACACCACAGAGCAGCUGCCGGAUCUGUGCAUGAACCUGCUUCUGGCUCUCAACUUGCACCUGCCAGCCCCCGACCAGAACGUCAUCAUGGCCGCCCUGAGCAAGCACACCAAUGUCAAGAUCUUCUCCGAGAAGCUGCUCUUGCUCCUGAACAGAGGGGAUGACCCAGUGCGCAUCUUCAAGCACGAGCCGCAGCCGCCGCACUCCAUCCUCAAGUUCCUGCAGGAUGUGUUUGCCAGCCCCACCACGGCUGCCAUCUUCUACCACACGGACAUGAUGGUGCUCAUAGACAUCACCGUGCGGCACAUCGCGGACCUGUCGCCUGGAGACAAGCUGCGCAUGGAGUACCUCUCGCUGAUGCACGCCGUGGUCCGCUCCACGCCCUACCUGCAGCACCGCCACCGGCUCCCUGACCUGCAGGCCACGCUGCGGCGCAUCCUGACCGAGGAGGACCCCUCACCCCAGUGCCAGAUGGAUCGCAUGAUUGUCCGAGAGAUGUGCAAGGAGUUCCCGGAGCUGGGCGAGGCCCCCAGCUAGCACCUUCCUUUCCUCCUUUCCCUGCAGCCCUGGGCAGGGUGCAGGGGCCUUGGGGCUUGGCCCUAAGAAUGUUUUGCACUGACAGCGUGUGUGGGGGUGGGAGAUGGAAGGGACUUGAGCAGGGCCCCCCACCUGAAGUAGGGCUAAUGCCAGGGGCCAAGUACAGGAUUGGGGACCACAUUCUGGGAGCGAUGCUGGAGCACAGGGAAUGUGUGAUCUGAAGCCCCUCCGUCUCUCAGUAGCUGCUUCUUCAGCAUGUCUCCCUGUCCCCCAUGUACACACGCGCACUCAGAGUCCGGCUGCUGCUCCAGAUGGGGGCCAGAGCCCCCAUCCCCACCCUGCCUGGUCUGUGUCCUGGGCCUCACCAAGCCAUGUCCUUGGGGUGAGGGGAGAUCCCCCACCAGCUCUGUUCUUUGCCUUAGCUUUGCAGUACGUGCUGCUCGUGUGCUCCUCCAGCCCUCAUGGGGGUCGCUGCCCCCUUACUCCCACCCCCAGGGGUCUUGGCCAAGCUGCUGCUUUGAAAGCAGAAUCUUGGAGGCAGGCCAGCCUAUCCUUGAGCCUCACAGAGUGGGGUGAUGGCACUGAGAAAGCCAAUGACAGAAAUCUAUUUUCUCUGUAAAAAUGUAGACUGAAAAGCCAUGUGUAUUUUCCUAUGUGCUGCAGCUCACCUUUGGAAAUAAAUCACAGGCCUCUGG
This is a messenger RNA of Rhinolophus ferrumequinum (greater horseshoe bat), 2930 nucleotides long. RefSeq names its product NCK interacting protein with SH3 domain (gene NCKIPSD). The record is from RefSeq and is a predicted model, not a curated record. Gene Ontology annotation, biological process: endocytosis. The transcript is spliced from 13 exons. Gene Ontology annotation, molecular function: protein binding; Arp2/3 complex binding. The coding region runs from base 94 to 2235 and encodes 713 amino acids. NCBI's taxonomy places the organism in Eukaryota, Metazoa, Chordata, Mammalia, Chiroptera, Rhinolophidae.